UUGACCGAGUUUCGAAGUUAUCCCACGUAAGGUUUCUCUAAAUGGGAUAGUGUAUUAAAAAUUGAUUUAUGCGCGCUAAUUACAUUAACAAAGUGAAUACAAACAGUUGCUAAGAUGUGGCUCGAUCAAGCGGACGGUUUCGCGGAGAUAUUCCGUGGCUACUUACCGUACUAUUUGCUUGUAGUAUUCCCAAUUUUCAUAAUAAUGUCGCCAGCGAACCCUGUGGCGGCAUCCCAUGAGUUUUCCGUGUACAGAAUGCAGCAAUACGACCUUCACACCGUUCCCCAUGGAUGUCGCAGUGCAAGCUUCAAUCUAGAAGGGAGGUCAUUAUCAUCAUGGAGCAUGUCCCGUCACUGUGUCGUUGCUCGCAUCCAGGAUAUCACGAUUGACCAUUUUGUGGAGAUCCGUAAUAAGGCUGGGGCACUGUUAUUAGUGCUACCUAAGAAUGAUACUUUACUAUCAGAUGAACAGAAAGAGCACAUCAAGCUCUUGGAAAUGGCAAUGAUGCAACAAGAGAUAAGCAUCCCAGUAUAUUUUGCUGAAUGGAAUCCGGACUUUGAGGAUAUCAUCAAGGAUCUGCAGCACAGCUUCAUCACCGACGACAAGUCUGGAACAGCCCUAGAGGCCAUGUUUAACACUGUCUCUUCUAACGGCUAUCAAAUUGUUGUGUCCACUCCUACACCUGCAAGAAUGGACUCUAAACCGGUGACUAUUCAUGGAAAACUAAUUGGCCGGUCUGGAGCCGUACAAACCAUUGUUAUUGCUGCCCAUUAUGAUUCUUCAAGUAUUGUUCCUGAGCUCUCAUUCGGCGCGGACUCGAAUGCGUCAGGAGCGGUCGCGUUAUUAGAGCUAGCACGUAUAUUCUCUCGACUGUAUUCCACCGCUGCAGUGCGUGGAGGGCCUACCCUGGUCUUCAUGCUGACAUCAACCGGUCAUUCACUCAACUAUUUCGCCACGAAGAAAUGGCUGGAGGAACAUUUAGACUCUACUGAUGCUUCAUUACUACAGGACAUCUCCUUCGUUAUGUGCCUGGACUCUAUAUCCUCGGGUCCGUUGACGAUGCAUGUCUCCAAACCCCCUAAAGAUGGGUCUCCAGCGCAGUCCAUAAAGUCUAGACUUGGUGUGCCAAUAGUGCAUAAGAAGAUCAACUUAGCUGAUGAGUUUCUGGCAUGGCACCACGAGAGAUUCAGCAUAAGGCGGAUGACGGCAUUCACUAUUAGUUCAUUGCAGAGUCACAAAGACCCAUCCAGGAACACACUUUUGGACACAUCCUCGGAGAAUUCCUUCCGGAACAUUGCCAAUAAUAUAGCGGCCACCGCCCGAGCGCUCGCUUCACACAUUUACAAUCUCACUGAUGAGAAAAAUGAAGAAGACUCAGCGUUAUAUGACGAUGCUUUGAGUGUUGAUGAAGCGUCAAUCAAGCACUGGUACAAGUUCCUAUCAUCACAGCCAAGGCCACCGCAAAUCAUCACAUCCGCAACACCAAAUGGGGGAGUUACGGGUGCGCUGGAGCGAGCAUUAUCAAGGUACAUGGAGGUGACGGUCACUCCCCACGCAGUGGACAAGCGUGAACCGGAGUACGCUUUGUACCCGCCCACCAGAGCUGUGCUCUACGUCUAUAGUGUUAAACCCGCGGUGUUCGACCUUAUACUCACGCUGGCGAUAAUCGCUUACCUCACUCUGGUGUAUUUCGCGAUACAGCUGUUCCCGCGGUUCUACGAGGAGUACGCUAAAUUCGUCACCGGGAAGGCCAAAGUUAAUUAAUGUACAUUAUAAUAUAAAGGUGUUAAACAGUUAUUUGGCAGCUAAUAAGUCAAAAGUCAAAUGAAAGCGUCAAGGCCGCGUUCGCGGUAGCGUGCAUAUUUGCGUCAUCAUCGUCAUCAUCAUGUCCAAAAAUGAGUCCAAAAAUCCACGGGCCGCUUGUUUUCAGCGGCUCCCAGCGACUCGCUUGAUGUCGUCUUUUCACCUCGUUGGGGGCGACCAUCGCUGCGUUUACCUGUGUAGAGUCGCCAUUUCGGCACUUCGGGACCCUCAACGUCCAUAGUUUCAAAAGCAAUUGUUUUACUACUUUAAAAUUGUAAUAAUGACGUCCGUCCUUGUUUCCGGACCCUAAAGCAUAAACCUCUCCGCUGAAAGAAUCGUCCAAUCGCAAACUUUCUGAAAACCGGCGCCUCUUCUCAUUGGUCGCAAAUAGUCACGCUACCGCUUACGUUUUGGAAGCUUAUUUAAAAGACAAAUUUCUGAACCGUUAGACGGAAGAAAAACAUUCCCGAACGCAACAGUUAUGUCGGCUUAUACGCUGUGAUACUUCUACUGUCAAAUAACUUAUGCGGUUGAACGACUUUAAACUAAAGUAAUCUACACGGACUGCUUUCUCAAUCAAAAGAUAUCCUAUUUGAAGAAUAAAUAUGAUAUACUUCCUUAAUAGUAUAAUAAGCAUGAUGAGAAUAACAAAGAAUCACAAAAUUACUGUAUUGUUCAUAAUGUAUUAUUUUAUUCAUGUGUUAUAAAAAAAACGUAUUUUUAUUUAUCUUCUAAGUGCGAUUUUGAAUAAAUAAAACUGAAAAAUCUAUCAAUCCGCCAGGUUAAAUUCUGAAUGACGUCACGUCUAUACAAAGUGUAAAUGAAAACCGAAAUAAUACUUCACAGGCUUUAGAGGUACAUAAUGUACUGUCUCUGAGACUUAUCUGCGAA
Pararge aegeria (speckled wood butterfly) is the source of this 2694-nucleotide messenger RNA. RefSeq names its product nicalin. Gene Ontology annotation, cellular component: endoplasmic reticulum membrane. NCBI's taxonomy places the organism in Eukaryota, Metazoa, Arthropoda, Insecta, Lepidoptera, Nymphalidae. The record is from RefSeq and is a predicted model, not a curated record. The coding region runs from base 115 to 1764 and encodes 549 amino acids. Gene Ontology annotation, biological process: regulation of signal transduction. The transcript is spliced from 10 exons.